AUGAAGAUCCCCGUUUUUCCCGCUGUCGUUCUUCUCUCUGUCCUGGCGCUCCACUCUGCUCAGGGGGCAGCCCUGGCCAGCUCUGAGGAAGAAACCACCAUUGGUAAUUAUGCGGCAGGACCCGAGGCCUUUAAUGCCCAGUUCCUGAACAUUGACAAGUUGCGAUCAGCUUUCAAGAACGAUGAAUUCCUGAACUGGCACGCUCUCUUCGAGUCUAUCAAAAGGAAACUUCCUUUCCUCAACUGGGAUGCCUUUCCUAAGCUGAAAGGACUGAGGAGUGCAACUCCUGAUGCCCAGUGA
This is a messenger RNA of Rangifer tarandus platyrhynchus (Svalbard reindeer), 300 nucleotides long. NCBI's taxonomy places the organism in Eukaryota, Metazoa, Chordata, Mammalia, Artiodactyla, Cervidae. The record is from the annotation of a GenBank genome assembly.